Messenger RNA from Leptonychotes weddellii (Weddell seal), 1295 nucleotides. It is a transcript of the gene TCEAL1, whose product is annotated as transcription elongation factor A like 1. Lineage: Eukaryota; Metazoa; Chordata; Mammalia; Carnivora; Phocidae. The record is from RefSeq and is a predicted model, not a curated record.
GCACGGCCGCCCGCGGUCAAAGUGGUAACUGGGGAUCUGAGCUCGGCGGUGACGCGCGGCCCUCACGUGACCAGGAGCCUAUGUCUGCCCAAGUCCCUCUCUCCUGGUCGUUUUUGCCUGUCCAGACACCGUCUGCCUCCUGCCCUUUGGUCGAGGGGAAGAGCAGAAGGAAGUCUGCAGGUCUGCAGGUCACCGCGGUGCGCCUUGAGGAGAGGACGCCUAGAGCAAACCGCCAGGAGAGGUCCAGGUCGGGGAAAGGACCAUCCUGAACAUGGAAAAAUCCUGCCAAGAAAAUGAAGAACAGCCACAGAGCGCACCCAAGACGGAUGAGGAGCAGCCUCCUGUGGAGCACUCUCCCGAAAAGCAAUCUCCGGAGGAACCAUCUUCCGAGGAGCAGUCCUCGGAGGAGGAGUUCUUUCCCGAGGAGCUCCUUCCCGAGCUCCUUCCCGAGAUGCUGGUGUCCGAGGAGCGCCCUCCUCAGGAGCGCCUUUCUAGAAGGGACCUUUUUGAAGAGCGCCCUCCCAUGGAGCAGCCUCCUUGUGGAGUGGGAAAACAUAAGCUAGAAGAAGGAAGCUUUAAAGAGAGGCUGGCUCGCUCUCGCCCGCAAUUUAGAGGGGACAUACACGGCAGAAAUUUAAGCAAUGAGGAGAUGAUAAAGGUAGCAGAAGAGAUGGAAGAAAUGAAAAGAGUACGCAACAAAUUGAUGGUUAUGCAUUGGAAGGCGAGACGGAACCGUCCUUAUCCUAUUUAAUGUGUUCGGCCUUUAAUUCUGUUUUGCCUGAUAUUAAGUGUUGCCACCUGAAGGUGGUAUUUUCUCAUAUACCUUUGCCCAUCUCAAUUAUAACUUUUCGCGUGGCUUUAUUCUAGGUGUUUCACUUGUAACUGGCAUAAAAUUGGGUUUUCCCCGCCCACAAGCUGCAAGUUUCCCUUUUUCAAUCAUGAGUCUCACCCAUUUGCAUGAAAAGAUGUACAUUAUAUAUUGUGAAGUGAAAAAAAAAAUUUCGAAAAGUAUAUGUUGUAUCCCAUUUUUGUAAAAAAUGUAUAUUUAUAUAUUAAUAUGCAAAGAGAAAACUGAAAGUAUAUACUUAAAUGGCUUAACAGUGGCUAUCUGCGGUAAUAGGUGUUUUGGUUUGUUUUUCAUUUUUGCUUCAUCGGAACUUCUCAUUUUUCAAGACAAACAUUUUACUUUUGUUGCAAAAAAUAUAUAAUGGGAAAAACUUUAAAAACUGUCAAUCAGCUUAUAAAGACAAUGUGGCACUUAAUAAAUACUUCUCAGAACUUUAAAGAAAAGUAAA